Messenger RNA from Xyrauchen texanus (razorback sucker), 4239 nucleotides. RefSeq names its product granulocyte colony-stimulating factor receptor-like. The record is from RefSeq and is a predicted model, not a curated record. Gene Ontology annotation, cellular component: membrane; signaling receptor complex; external side of plasma membrane. Gene Ontology annotation, biological process: cytokine-mediated signaling pathway. The transcript is spliced from 16 exons. NCBI's taxonomy places the organism in Eukaryota, Metazoa, Chordata, Actinopteri, Cypriniformes, Catostomidae. Gene Ontology annotation, molecular function: cytokine receptor activity; granulocyte colony-stimulating factor binding. The coding region runs from base 178 to 2667 and encodes 829 amino acids.
GUGACUCAUACACAGAACACCCACUGGUCAGGCUCACUUCAAGAAGAUUUAAAUCUUUCUUUUUUAAAGAACACUUCAACUGUACACCAUACCUCGCUGGACAGAAACUAAAGAGAAGUGUAAAAGUGACUCCAACCUCCGACAGAUGUCUUUUAAACACUUUAAAUCAUUGUAACCAUGUCUUCAGUCUGGCUUGUAUUGGCUGUCCCAUGGAUACAUACGAUUGCCUUGAUUAAAGUGGUUGAAGCAUCAUCAUGUGCUGAGGUAUACACUCCAUCAUCAAAACUGCCUGUCGGCUCGCCCAUAUCAGCGUGCUGCCGCAUUAAAGAUGACUGCCUGCUCACCAAAAGCACAGACCUCUGGCGUGUGAAGUGGGAACUUAAUGGCCAAUCCCUCCAUAGUAAUCUCUCUUACCAAGAGAGUAAUGGAACAUAUGGUGUACGCAUCCCCAGCUUCACAGACACAAGGGCAACUGUCGCUUGCUGUGUUUGUGACGAGGACAAAUGCAAUGAAGUCGGUGAAGUGACUGUCGACUUGGGAUAUCCUCCGGACGUCCCUAAGAACCUGAGCUGUCACCUGAAUGUAACAAAUCCAAUCAGACUGCUGUGUCACUGGGAUCCUGGUCAGGCAAGCAAAACAGCAAGCAGAAAUACAAACUAUACUCUUCACGGCAGCAGAAAAAGGUUUCCUCUCAGGUUUCACUAUGUGCUCCCUCCUGGUGUGCACUUCCAGUGGAUUCCACGUAAUAAUUUGAGUUUAUUUUCUGAGAUGGAGUUUUAUGUUAUGGCAGUGAAUGCUUUUGGAAACAGCACCUCAGCACCUCUGCUGUUAACCCCUAUGAAAUAUGCAAAGUUUGAGCAUCCUGAGAUUCAGUGGGUUGAAGCACAUAAGUUUGGAUGUUUUCUGUACAGCUGGUGGCUUCCAACGACUCAGUGGCUGAAGGUGACCUGCAAAGUGGAGUUGAGACUGACAAUAGUGCAGAACAAGCUUGACAAAGAGCUGGUUUUCCUCAAGGAAGGACCACCACUGAGAAAAAUCCAGGUGUGUGGACUUCUUCAUGGUACAAAUUACAGCACCAAAAUGCGAAUUAAGUAUUACAAUGGAUCAUGGACUGAAUGGAGUGAGCAGAAAGUAGCUACCACACUUAAAAAAGCACCGACUGGCCGUCUGCACACAUGGCUUAAAGCACAGGACAAUAAUGAAACCGCACAUCUGUACUGGAAGCCGUCACCACAGUUUCAUGCAAAUGGCUGGAAUCUUGCAUACAUUGUUGAAUCAAAGGAACCUAAAAAGGUGUUGUGUGUUACACAAGAAAGCCACUGCUCUGUCAAACUCACCAAGAGGCUUAGAAAGAUCUACCUGAGAGCUACUAAUGAAAUGGGAAGCUCGAAUCAUACUGUAGUGCCUGUAUAUCGGAAAAAAGUACUGGGGGCCGUUUUUAAUUUCAGUGUGCGUCCACAGUCGGAGACAUCUCUGCUGAUCACUUGGGAGCGUCCGGUGUCUUCCCAGUACAAGGGGUACGUGCUGGAGUGGAGAUCUCUGAUCGAGAAAGAUGCAGCUCUCCUGUCAUUUGAACUGUUGGAGAAAAACAACUUGAGUAUUGUAGUAACAGGUAUUAAGCCUUACACGCCCUAUGAGAUUUCUAUUUAUCCCAAAUACGCAGGUGGGACUGGACGUCCUUCUACUGUGACAGCAUACAGCAGUCAGAAAGCACCCUCUGUGGCUCCAGAGUUGAAAUUUCGUCAAUUACAUCCUUCACACGUGAAAAUAUUCUGGGUAGAAAUCCCCCUGGAGCAGAGAAAUGGGAUUAUUCAAAAAUAUACAAUUCACUUCUGGGAUGACAGAGGGCAUAAUCAAGUUAAAGAGACAAAUCAGACUGAAGUUUUGGUGAAUCUUCAGCAAAAUUCUACAUAUUACUGCCUUAUAACGGUUCAUACAUUGGGAGGAAGUUUGAAUGGAUCUGUCACAAUCCUGAAACCUGGACAUAUUGAUGGCAUUGAGAUGUUGCUCAUCGUAAUUCCUGCAUGCGCUGGCUUCUCACUUCUCAUGAUCAUUACUGUGUUAACCUGUUUUAGCAAAAAUGAACGGUUGAAGAUGUGUUUGUGGCCCAUAAUUCCCGAUCCAACCAAAAGUAGUAUUAAGAGGUUGACCACAACUGAAUCAUUGCUGGGCACGCCCCCCUUUAAAGAAUACAAGGACCCUGUGCUGGUGUAUCUGUCCCAAUUCAGUCUUCUAGAUGUUUCUGAGAAAGAGCAGUACAAGACUGAUUAUGUUAAGGAGAACCCGUGGUCACAUGACAGCGGCAGCAAUGUUGAAGGUCACGACUCAUUGCAGGUCUUCAGCAGUUACGACUCAGAGCAGGACAGGGACUCUAUCCCUUAUGCCACUGUUGAGUUCGGGUGUCCGUAUCAAAGCCAGCGAUCCCCUCCACCGGUCUACAUGCGCUCAGAGUCCACUCAACCCCUUUUAGGGGUGGAAGACCCUAGGAGUCCCCCACCCUAUGAGAAUAUGCCAAUCGGAGGGAGUGUUUCUGAAGUUAACCACUUCAAUAGAUUCCCUCAGGAUUCUGCUGAAAACGAGGAGAAUCAAGCAAUUUGGGAAGAUUUUCCGAUGCUCAGAUCCUUGGAGUUUAGGGAGACUGACCACAUCUCAACUCAAAGUCAAUAAAUGCCUGUUUAUGUGCUUCUUAUAUAAGGAUAAGAUUGAAUGUGUGUUUCUUCUUUGGAUGCAUUUUUAAUUAUGGAAAGAAACAUACAGUUGCCCUAAAAGUAUUUGUACACUUAGUACACUUAAAACAUUUGAAUGUCAUUGCAAUAUAUUACAAUUAAGAAGAACAAGAAGACAGCUCAAGCAUACAUCUCUAGUAAAGUUUUUGGGUUCGAAAUUAUGAAAUUAUACAUAAGUGUCAAAUCGGAUGUAUACGAUGUGAUAUGAUUUAUUAUGAAAUGUGAAUUCUACAAUUAAUCUAAUAUAGUGACAUGCAGACAUUUUAAGUGUCGCUGAAGUGUUUAUGUAAAGGGAAUAUGUUAAGGACAGAAUCGUAUAACGUAUAGGUUUUUUUGGCAUUUUGAGUAAAUCAUUUCAAUUAGAAUAUGGAAAGAAGCUUAUUACAAAAGGAGCACAAAUGAAAAUUGCAAUGAAAUAUUGCUGUUUUUUUUAUUGAAAGAGAUGAUAUUGUUUGUGGAAGUCAUUCACAGUUACUUAUUAUUACUUUAUAAAUGUUACAUGUUUUUGCUGUAUUUGUUCACUAUUUGUUUGUUUCCAUGGUGCUUAAAAUUCAGUGAUUUCAUGCAUGUGAAUAUUUAGAAUAAACAAUGUGGCUACAUCUGGCAAAAAUUGUGACACAAGAUUAUAAUUGAUGUUAAAACUGUAGUAACAAUACAGGAAAACCAAAACAAUGGUAAACUAUCAUUAGUUUUAUCAUUAGUAACAUGGUUGAAAUAAUUAUUUAGCAGAAUUAUUGUGAUUUUUAUUAUCAUAGGUUUGUUUUUUCAGUAUUUGCACUAUAGUUUUACCACAAUUAUCAUGGUUAAAAUAUAGUUGCUGUUGUAAAACCAUGGUCAAUUUUGUGGUUAAUAUGGUUUUACUACAAAUACUGUACAAAACUUCAACUAUGGUUACUGUAGUAAAACCAUGGUAAAUUUUCAUGGAAAGGAAAGGCAAAUCUACUGCAAGGAACCCCCAAAACGUUUUGUGAGGGAACGCAAAACUAUUUCAGAUGGGAAAGAAGUUACCUUCCUGUCCUCUAAAGGGGCUCCGUAGAUGUACAUUUCUUGAAUUUAUAUCUCUUAAAUGCAAGUUGGCUCAUUGUAUUCAGUAUGUAUGUAAUGUUUGUUCAUGUGUGCCUUUUUAGAUGAUCUGUGCCUUUUUAGAUACUCAACAUGCCACCUCAUAAGUAAAUCAUUUAUAACACGUUUAAGGAAUGUUUCACCAGUUUAUGUUCAUAUGUUGCUAAAUCACUAUUUUCACUCCGGUAAUUGUGUUACACUGUAAAAUUAUUAAGUAUAAAGUAAUUAUCUUUUGCAUUAGAUCUAAUAUUCUCUUUUCUGUCCAUUAGCAAUUUGUAAUUGUUGUGUUGAUCUUUGCUUUGUUUUUAUGUGGGACAUUUAUUUUCAAGUUGUAAUUGGCUAUGUUGAGGAUAGAUUAUUAUCUCAAGCACUUUUGUUACUGUGUAUAGUAUGUGAAUGUUCUGUAUGCUUACAUUUAAAAAAAAAAUAUAUUAAAUAAAAUAGAAAUACU